GUAUUUAGUUUUAGAAUACCUACAUCUUAUUCUGAAGGAUGGAAUUUAUUUGAUAUUGCAAAAUUUGGUACCCUCUUGGAGGUGCUCUUUAUUAAUCAGCAAAAUGUAAAGAGUAAGAUAUCAAAGGAAAAUGGUUUAAACAAUAAUGAAACUGAUCGUAAAAAUUAUACAAAUGCCAUAAUGCCUUUAUCUUACACACGCCAGCCUUUCGCCAGUCUUCAG
Funneliformis caledonium is the source of this 222-nucleotide messenger RNA. Lineage: Eukaryota; Fungi; Glomeromycota; Glomeromycetes; Glomerales; Glomeraceae. The record is from the annotation of a GenBank genome assembly.